AUGGAAGCGCGGGCUGAAGCUUCAUCGUCGCGCAAGCGUAAGCGCAUUGAUGGAAACUCAUCCGACAUACGCAUGACGGACGCUGCGGGAGAACACGAUGGAGAAUUCUGGUUUGAUGACGGAAACAUUAUCCUCUCGUCCCAAGGAAUCGGCUUCCGCGUGUAUCGAGGCUUGCUCGCGCAGCAGUCCGAUGUAUUCCAGAGCGUCUUCACGCUUCCCCAGCCGGCAGACUCUGAGCAUGUGUACGACUGCCCAGUUGUUCAACUCUCAGAUCACCCCCAGGAGCUCCGCCAUCUGUUACGUGUGCUGCUGUAUGGGUGGAAAUAUUUGGAUCCUACUCGUCCAAUCGCCUUCGAUGCGAUCGCCUCACUCAUCCGUCUAUCCCACAAGUACGAGAUACAAGAUGUUCUAAACGACGCCUUGUGGUAUUUGAGAUCUUACUACACCGAUAGCUUCUCUCUCUUCGGUAACAAGGCACAGAACAUCGCUCUUCAGACUAUGACCGUAAAGUAG
Molecule: messenger RNA, 513 nt
Organism: Laetiporus sulphureus 93-53
Lineage: Eukaryota; Fungi; Basidiomycota; Agaricomycetes; Polyporales; Laetiporaceae
Exons: 2
Coding region: 1-513 (170 amino acids)
Molecular function (GO): protein binding
Source: RefSeq, a predicted model, not a curated record